UUAAAAAUGUCACAGCACCGCAACGUUCCUUCGCCUCUCCGACGUAAACCAGCGAUGGCCGCUUCUUCAUCUACUCGUAUGCCCGAGAUCAGGGAGACGGAGGAAGGGCAUGCCGCACGCGCGAGUCCUCCGCCGACGCCGACCACGCUGGUGAUGGACAAGACCCUGUCGACGGCGGCGAACCUCGCGCAGCUCCUGCCGACCGGCACCGUGCUGACCUUCCAAGCCCUCGCCCCAUCCUUCACCCGCGGAGGCGCGUGCUACACCUCCAACAGGUGCCUCAUCUCCGUCCUCAUCGCCCUCAACGCCGUCUUCUGCGUCUUCUUCUCGAUCACCGACAGCCUCGUCGGCGCCGACAACAGGCUCUACUACGGCGUCGCCACGCUGCGGAGCCUCUACGUCUUCAACUACAACGGGGCGGACGAGGAGGUGCGGAGGCGGGUGUUGGGCGACCUGGAGGAGUACCGGCUGCGGCCGCUGGACUACGUGCAUGCCGUCUUCACCGUGCUGGUGUUCCUGACGAUAGCCUUCGGCGACGCCAUGGUUCAGCACUGCUUGUUCCCGGACGCGGGACCGAACGCGAGGGAGCUGCUCGUGAACCUGCCGCUCGGCGCAGGGGUGGUGUCGACGCUGGUGUUCAUCGUCUUCCCCACCUCUCGCAAGGGGAUCGGAUACACUAACACGGCACCCACUUCACAGUAGAUUUGCUACAUGUUGGUUUUUCCAUUAUGAUCGCGUAGGUGAAUCCUUGUUCUCGUAUGAUCGAUUAAACUGUAAUUGUAUGCACUUUUAUGUAUUAUAUAUGCAUAAAUAUAAUAAGAAAAACAGAUUAUUAUUUGUGA
Messenger RNA from Musa acuminata subsp. malaccensis (wild Malaysian banana), 842 nucleotides. RefSeq names its product protein DMP3-like. Gene Ontology annotation, biological process: endomembrane system organization. The record is from RefSeq and is a predicted model, not a curated record. NCBI's taxonomy places the organism in Eukaryota, Viridiplantae, Streptophyta, Magnoliopsida, Zingiberales, Musaceae.